UUUGUCACCUCAGUGGUGGCCUGCUCACCUGGUGAACUUAAAGAAGAAAUCAAUGGGAAGAAAUAAACACUUCAAGGCUUCAAUGUCAAGCUCCAACACAGCAUAUUGUUUCCUGAGGGAGGUGGUCAGGUAAAUACAGGAAGGCCAGAAUGCAUCAACUCUAUCAUCUUUGAAGUCACUGAACUACCCCUCUCUUUCUGGUGAGAUAAGGAUGGGGUCAUUGUUGAGGUGGGCUGUAAGUGGUAGGAAGCAGGCUAACACCUAGUAUCUUCCAUCUCCAGCCAGAUGACCAUAGGCUGAUUGGGGACGUGCCGGUGCUGUAGAUGACAUGGCAGGGGUUCAGCCCUAGAGGUGGGCCAGGAGGUGCAGCUGAAGGUGGACUGGGAGCGGAGGUUUGACCACAAGCAGCAACACUCAGGUACGAGCAGAGACAGGCUUACCUUAUGUGCAGUGCAGAACUUUACAAUUCAGCUUCUCAGAAACCAUUACAUGUAGGCUAUUUAUGCAAUAUGAUUAAGCGGUGCAUUCAGGUGCUUUUUUAAGUGUACUUGAAGGUACAGUUGCAUAAAUACUGAGUUAUUUUUUACUUGGUCCUUAGGGCAACAUCUAAUCACAGCUAUUGCAGAUUCCAUGUUUGGGUACAAGACCACAUCCUCG
This is a messenger RNA of Coregonus sp. 'balchen', 657 nucleotides long. NCBI's taxonomy places the organism in Eukaryota, Metazoa, Chordata, Actinopteri, Salmoniformes, Salmonidae. The record is from the annotation of a GenBank genome assembly.